CUUGAAUAAGUCAAAAAAAAAGAAAAAAGAGUUUCUGUUUCUUCUUAUCUCGUUCAUGUUGGUUGUGGUUUUUGUGCUUUAUUGUGAAUUUGUUAUUAAAAAAACUAUUAAUUCUAGAAUUUUUACACAUAGGAAUUCCGCACAGUACCAGCUCUGCUGAAUUUAUGAUCCCUUUUUGUUGAUUACCGAACCGCCUUUUAUAACGAAUCGCCUACUGCGAUGUUCGGUAAUCUCAACAAACCAGCCUUUGGAACAUCUACCCCGAGUACAUCGUUCGGUUUCGGAGCUUCUACUCCGAACACAACAAACCCGUUUGGGCAGAAUCAAAUUUUCGGCAAGCCUGCGGGCGGUUUCGGCAGCCCUUCGACAUCCGCAUUCGGGCAACCGACCAAUUCUCUGUUUCCCUCCACUCAACCGCAGUCUACGGGCCUAUUUCAAAAUGCUAACACAGGAUUCGGUACUGCCGUAUCAACUCAAUCGGGAUUUGGUAAGUCUGUGCUAACUAACCUAAAAAUCCCUGAAGCAAAACAUUCUAAAGAAUCGUUAACUUCUGUUGUAUUAGGAGCAUUUUUACCAAUUCACGAAAUAUAUGCAAUAUUAAUCAUGUAUGGAAUUUUAGGAACAACAAACCUAUUUGGACAACAACAGCAACAACAGCCAACCACAGGUGUGCUAUUCAAUACGACUUCGACGUUCGGCCAGCAAAAUAAGCCGACGGGUUUCGGGUUCGGUACGCAGGCUACUCAGCCCGGUUUGUUCGGACAAACGCAGCAGCAGCAACAGCAACCGACGAGCCUUUUCCAACCCGCUGCUAAUAAUCUAUUCGGCGCAUCUAACGCUUUCGGGCAGCAAUCUACCGGAACGGGAACCGUAAAGUUCAAUCCCGUCACCGGUACAGAUACUAUGUUGAAAAACGGCGUUGCGACCAGCAUCAAUACCAAACAUCAUAGUAUCACCUGUAUGAAGGAGUACGAGAAUAAAUCGUUUGAAGAAUUGAGGUUUGAAGAUUACGCUGCAAACAGAAAAGGACCUCAAAAUACGUUAUUUUCAGGCCCUCAACAGCAAACCGGUUUCGGUACGACUCCUUUCGGAGGUGCAUCAACAGCCCCAACAAUGUUUGGACAAACUGACGCUUCUAAAACGGGCUUUACCGGUUUCGGACAACAAUCUACUCCUGCUUUUGGACAAAACACCGGAUUUGGUCAACAACAAAGUAGUAGUUUAUUUGGAAAACCUGCUACCGGAUUUGGUACCACUACUAGUCAGUCGAACCUUGGUUUCGGUUUUAACAACAACAAUACGCAAGCUGGUAUUAUGUCGUUUGGUGCUAAUCAACAACCAAAGGCGUUUGGAACUUCAGCUCCCUCUAUAUUUGGAGCCAAUACUGCUACUACACAGUCUACAGGUUUCGGUGGAGGAGGGUUAUUUGGUCAAACAAAUACACAGAAUACCGGCGUGUCUCUGUUUGGGAAACCGGCUCAACCGGCCCAACCUGGUUUCGGUACGUCGCAAAAUAACGCCUUUUCGUUCUCAACGACAACAUCGACUCAAGCUUCGAGUUUGUUUCAACCGGCCAAACCGUUGUUUGGUCAAUCAACGACAACGCCAGCGUUUGGGCAAACCAACACCUUCGGAACCGGCGGUUUUGGUAAUACCUUUGGGAAACCAGUCGCACCGGCUUUUGGUGCGACAACUACGCCCGCUUUCGGUACCACCUUGGGCGGUGGUUUACAACCGCAAAAUACUUCUUUAUUUGGAAAUACCGCAGCCAAACCAGGAGGACUCUUUACCAAUAACAGCGCAACUGGCCUUUUUAAUAAUACAAAUACUUCUUUCCAACCGAACACAGGUUUUAAUCUCGGUCAAACACAACCCGCACAACAAUCGAUGUUUCCAUCUGGUGAUCAACAGCUAUCCACAAAUCUGGCGUUGUUAACAGCUGAUCCAUUCGGUGAUGCUCCCCAUUUAGCGGGUCUCGAACCUAAAUUGAAGAACAAUUCGCCAAAUGUAUCGGUAACGAAUCCGAAAGAACUGAAAUCCUUAUUAGACGGUUACAAGACUGCCGACGAUACGCAUAUUUCGAAACCCAAAAUUAUCCCCAUCAGGAGUACACGAGACAAUCUAUUCGACAGCGUUUCUCCUACACUCCACAGUGAUAAUAAUUCCAAGGAAUACGUCAAGACGAAUUGUAGAAGAUUGAUUUUAAAGAACCGUACGAGUAGCGGUGCAUCUGGUCAAUCUCCCGGUAUAAUGAAAAUGGAUAUAUUAAAGCAAAUCAUGAACUCGCCUACGAACGAUGAAAAUUUAAAUCCCGUUACCAACACCUCAGAUCUAAAUGUACAAUCGGAAAUUAAAAAGUCGCCUCUAAAAUUAAGUUUCGAUAAUACGUUGAACGAGGAUUCUGCUACUCAAGCUGGAUCAUUUAAUUCCCAACCUUCCUAUUGCAUAGACAAUUCUUUAAUUAAUAAACAUAGCAUUUCGAUUGAAAAAAAUCCAAAAAAGUCGACCGUAGACGCAGAAGUUGAAACCGAUAUAAAUGAUUUGAAUGCAAUGGGCGACAGCCUGUCGCGACAUCCUUGCCAUAUCAUUUGUACCAGACCGGAAUAUUACACUCUACCCAGCCUGGACGAAUUGGCUAAUUACAUCGAGGAGCCCGGUCGAUGCAUCGUAAAAGGUUUCACGAUAGGCAGAAAGGGAUACGGGAACGUUUAUUUCCCCGACGAAAUGGACGUUUACGGCCUCAACAUCGACGAGUUGGUGCAUUUUAGAUACAGAGAAAUAAACGUUUAUCCCGACGACGAGAAAAAACCACCCGUUGGACAGGGUUUAAAUCGCAAGGCUCAAGUGACCCUGGACAACGUCUACCCGAAACAAUCCAACAGCCACGCGCUCGUCACGGACGUUAACGAAUUGCUCAAGAUCAAUUUCGCCGAAAAGCUACGUAGGAUUACCAUGAACAAGAACGCCAAGUUCGUCGAUUAUCGACCCGAAACGGGCUCUUGGGUGUUCAAAGUGGAGCAUUUCUCCAAAUACGGCUUCGACGAUAACGACGAGGAAACCGUUCAAAAGACCGGUCAAGAUGGAGGCGGCGACAAGAAAUUGGAAACUACCAAAAAAGCGGAUGUCGCUUUACAAGCGAAAGUAACUACAGAUAAACCUGCUGAGAAGGAAGCAGUAACUCAAUCUUUAACUAAAGAGUUGGAAACUUACGGUAUAGAUGAUGAAAUAUUCAUGGAAGAUGAUACUCGAUAUCGAGCCGAAGCUGACGUUCUACGCACUUCGAUGUUCGUCGAUAUCUCGGAUGAUGAUUAUAAUUUACCAUCGGAACUACCUCUACAUCAUCACGACUACACUACCAGCAAGAACAUACAAGUGAUGAAGUCUACGUUGUUUGCCGACGAUGAUAGAUCGUCGGACGGGGGCGGCAGCCACAUUUCCAUAAUCAGGCAAUACUUGGAUAUUCCCGAUGAAAUUCGUGCGUUGCCGAUGAUAACCGAGGAAGUUAGCAUUAGGAGGAAGGUGAUAUUGAGACCGAAAGUUGAGAAAGUUUACAACGUCAAUGAAAAAGAGCUUGGCGCGAAUUUGAAGCAGAUGAGGAGCUACCAAGAUUUGGCGCUGUUUAAAGGAAAAUCGUUCAAAGUCGGAUGGUCGAAGGGAUUCAGAUUUUACAAUGUUGUUCAGAAGCAAGAGGGCGGCACUGAAUUGGUACUUAGCGACAUUCGAUGCGGAUCCGCUAAAAAAUUCGAACCGAAAGAAGAAAUCUUAAAAGACUCUUUGGAGAUUGUAUUAGAAGAAAGUACGUUUACCUUAGAUUUGAACCAAAUACCAACUUACAAGAUUAUAAAAAACCACUCUUAUUUGAAAAAGCAAAUGAAGCUGUUUGAAAAAUUGUUGAAAGAAUACGACAACAAGGAAACUCGAUACUUGCAUAGCAUAUGGACGUUAGCCGAUGCUCUGUGGGGCCCCACCGAGAAUACCCCUUGGAAUAGGCGACAUCUUCUAAGCGAAUGGUUGAAAUUCAACACCGAUUACGAAUCGAUCGACUCCAACGAUUCCAUCAAAACCAUCUUCGACAAGCUGUCGAUACAUCGCAUAAACGAAGCUGCCAGCAUCGCUUUGGAGAAACGCCAUCCCAAUCUGGCGUUGAUUAUAUCCCAAUUGAGCGUGACCAACAACACGAAGCUGUUCCUGCAGGAGCAAAUCGAAAAUUGGUACAAAUCCAUGACGUCCCAGCACAUCGGCGACACCACCAAGAAGAUUUACCUGCUGUUGGCCGGCACUCCGAUCAGGGACGAAGUGAACAUCUUCGAGGACAUCGAUUGGAAGCGGGCGCUCGGCAUGCACCUGUGGUACGUGUCGCCCGUAGGGGCCCCCAUCGAAAUGGUCAUAGAGAUGUACAAGAAAGCCUUCGAGGAGUACACGUACGCAUCGUCGCCCAAUCCGCCUUACAGGACAACGUACGAAGAGGACGGUUCGUUCGAUUUGCUCUUCCACAUUUUGAUGUUGUAUUAUUCGAAAGCCCACAGACUGAGCACGGUGUUGGAUUCGUCCACGCAUACCGAUGAUUAUUUAGAUUACUGGCUCGGCUGGCUGUUACUGCAACUGUUCACGUCCCUGGACGUGGGUAUAAUGGAGGACUCGGAAAAGGUAAAAUUGUGCACGAGUUUCUCCAAUCAGUUGGAGUCGCUGGGCGAGUGGGAGUGGGCGAUAUUCGUGUUGCUCCAUCUCGAAGACGAUUCGAUCAAGCGGAACCUCGUCUUGGGCAUUUUGGAUCGCAAUUUGUCAUGCGACGUGAAUAAAUCUACGAUUAAAGUGGAGAAUAAUUUGGUGAAUAAGAUGCGCGUGCCGUCCGAAUGGAUUCACAGCGUUAAAGGCGACAAGGCCCUUUCGAAUGAGAAAUAUUUCCAGGCGUUCAAUCACUUCGCUCAAGCCAAGGAUUAUUGCAAGGCGAACGAUAUUCUCGUGGAGCAUUUGUUGCCGGUGCUAUUCGUUAACGAGCAAUACGAUAUAAUUAAAGUUCUGAUAAGCGAAAUCGAGGAAGGUAGCAACGAUAUCGAACGUUGGAAUAACGAGGCUGGGCUGUUUCGGGAUUUCAUCGAGCUGCAGGAGAAAUACGUUACUUCAGAUGAUAAUUUAAGGAUACAGAUGAGCUUGCAGUCGAUUGGUAAUAGAAUAACGUCGUUCGUUUCGAGCAAUAAUCACCAGAAGCUUUGUCUGGCAGAAAUGUCGAAGAGAUGCUGUGCGAUUUACAAGGAAUUUUGCAGGAAGACUCAUUACAGUGCGUUCAAAAAUUCCUAUUUAGAAUUCAUCGAGAAUUUGAAUAUGCCGCCGGAUUUUAAGCAAAUCGAAGCGCUUUACGCUAUUAACGAGAUAAAGUGAAUACAUAUUAUAUUGUUUAAUGGUAAUUUCUGUUUGUUUGUGAAUAGCUAGAAAUGUUUAUAUAUUUUUUCAAGUCAUAUACAUGUUUUGUUAUUAAAGCAAUACCUCUGGAAUCUGAUUAAAUAUAAAUGAAUUUAUAGCUAUAGCUGAAUAUUACAUAGUUGGAAAUGUGAAAACAUAAAAAAGUAUUUAAAGUAAUAAAAUGUUUCAUAUAUGAUUUUUUGUAUUAAUUUUAAGUGUAUAAAGUUAGUUUUUGUUACUAGGUAUUUUUAAG
This is a messenger RNA of Phyllotreta striolata, 5653 nucleotides long. The record is from the annotation of a GenBank genome assembly. NCBI's taxonomy places the organism in Eukaryota, Metazoa, Arthropoda, Insecta, Coleoptera, Chrysomelidae.